CACCGGCAAUCUCUUUCGUGUGAUAGAUAGUUAUAUUUUCUCUCUCUAGAAAAUUAGGUUUCUCAAGAUCCAAGCACUCACAAACACGUAUUCUUCAUUUUCUCUCUCUUCCCUAGACAAAGUUUGGGCCUUUUCUCUCUCUCUCUCUCUCUCCUACAUCUAUACAAGGGGUGGAAGGCCAUGUAACUUGUUUGAACCAGACUCGAAGUGUUACGUUCUCAAUUUCAAUUGGCUUACUUGUUCUAUUGGUGUACACAUGGGUAAAUGCAAGGGUUGUGGGAAGUUAGGAAGAAUGGUGUCAAGACAUGGGUCUCUGAGUGUGUAUGAUUUUUCUCUUCUGCUCUCUCCUGUUGUUUCUGUUUGGGAAUGCAUUGUGCGUAAGAUAAAGUAUCCACUAAGACCCGAGUGGGUGUAGGUGUAUGUCUUGACAUUAAAUUAUUCCAAGUUUGGAAUUGAUUAGUAUUUACUAGUAUAGAAACCUAUACAAGGGGGAAAAAUAAAUAAAAGAAACAUUUAUAGAGAUAAUGUAUACAUCUUAGUUUUAUUUAAGAGAAAGAAGUUAAGCAAACAAGACUGAGUGGGUAGAGAGGUUGGUAAUCGAAUUGGAAACAUGGAGUGCACCAAAGUUCCACCUGGUGUUAGAAAAGCGAAGAAGAAGCAGGUGAAGGACGAGUUAGAUCGCAUCAAACAGGCUGAGAAGAAAAAGAGACGGUUGGAGAAAGCCCUGGCUACUUCAGCAGCCAUCCGUUCUGAGCUAGAAAAGAAGAAACAGAAAAAGAUUGAAGAACAACAGAGGCUUGACGAGGAGGGUGCUGCAAUUGCUGAGGCAGUUGCUCUUCAUGUCCUACUUGGUGAAGACUCGGAGGAUUCAUGCAAGAUUAUGCUGAAGAAGGAUACAGGGUUCGGUGCUUGGGAUUGCGCUAGCAAUGACCUCUUUAUGGGUGGAACAAGAGUGAUCCUUCCUCAUCAGGACCUCUCAAAACAUUCAUUGGAAGGAAGCAGGUGGGUUCCUUGUGCUCAUGGAUCUGAAUGCAAAUGGAACGAGUGGGGAAACAGUGAUGGGUCAGUCUCUCUUGGGCCUUUUGGGUUGGAUCUUUACACGCCAUAUUCUGAUGAUAGAGUUUGGGAGACAGCAGAAAUUUCUGCGGGUCAUAUUGCAGCACAGGCUGUUGCCUCACUCCAAAUUGCAGAAGAUGCACAUGUUGACUCUUACGUAUUCAACAGAAUGUUACGAGGGUAAGAAGACCACCAGAUGAACAGUCUCAUUUACGUGUUCUCCUCACCGUGUGGUAUCGUUUAUCGUAGUCAUGGUUCUCAAUAAUGUUGUGUAUAUAUUUGUCGUGCGCGAGCCCUUUCCGUUCAUUGGAUAUGAAGCUUUUAUUCUUUUUGAGUGACAUGAUUUUGAGUUGUGUCUUAAAGCUUGCUAUGUCAUUGUGAAGUGUUUGCGGGACAGAGACAUCAAUGAGCCAUAUAUCCGUUUUCUCUGCAGAGAGUGAUUUCCAUGAAUAUCAGAUUAAUGUCAUUGUAUCUGAGUUUCUAUGUAGUAUCAAAUUAACGCAUCUAUUUUGUGUUCCCAGUAUUGUGGUUGCAUUGCUUACCAAAUUACACGUCUCCAAGAUUCCUCAGUUGAAUAUAUCUUCUCUCAAAUGUGAUGACAGUUUGGAUUCAUGAAAGAGUUUAUCUUGCAAGUACUAUUUCUUAA
Camellia sinensis is the source of this 1702-nucleotide messenger RNA. RefSeq lists its product as uncharacterized. NCBI's taxonomy places the organism in Eukaryota, Viridiplantae, Streptophyta, Magnoliopsida, Ericales, Theaceae. The record is from RefSeq and is a predicted model, not a curated record.